AUCUCACUCUACGCUCUCAUCAUUGCCCUCUACUCGGUGUGCGCUGGGUCGCCAAACCACUUUUUACCGUCACGAAACAUUCGCUGGUCUUCGAGACUUGAACUCUUGCAAUUGGCGUCCACAUCAUCCCACGCUUGCAUUCCAACGUUGCCUUUUCGAUCGAAAUAGGUUCUCAUAAACACAAUGGCUUCUUCCGACAGGGAUCCCUCGCGGGAUCGUGAGCUAGUCAGGCACUCGCAUUCUUUCUCCUCAGUACCAAUGUGGGAUAGCUCGGAUCCAGAACGUGCUCCCCCUCCAUUACCUCUAAAUCCAGGCUCGCCUGUCCUCACUACUCGCCCAAAUACAUCGGCCGCCAUCGUCAAUGCAGCCAAAGCACUGGAAGAAAAGGCUCGCGAGAGCCUACCCAUGAGCUCAUACACUACCAAUCCUUUGCCACAAAGGUCACCUGAAAGGUCAUCUGAACGGUCACUUAUCAAGGGCGCACAACAUAAGCGGAUGCAGUCUCUGCAGACAACAAGUGUGCGCGAUCUGAAGAGUUUCCUUGACGGUGUCAGGUCCCCGGAGCGAUCACCUGAACGUCCAUCGACGCGGUCAGGCACACCGUCCCGGGAGCCAGAGAAGGACUAUCUCUCGGCGCGCCACAGCCCCUCUCAGAUAUCGACACCUACGCCCUCGAGUCGCGAUAUACUGAAGGACACACCGGCCUUGCGCCCUACAUCUCGGCAUCUUCAAAAGGCUAUUUUGGGCGAAAACACGCCACCGUCGGCCACCAUGCUGGCAUUACAGACUAUGACCGUUCCCCGAGAACUACUCGACCCUCCUAUGCCUUCUACGACAACCUCGACUGCGAAAGAAUCCCAACCUCCUCCUCAGUUGGAGGCAAUCUCCAGCCAACUGCUCAGUAUCACCAAUAUCGUAUCCAACCUACAGAAAGACAUGACACAGCUUAGCCGGCGCAGUAAGGACAAUGCUUCCGACCUCAUCAGCUUGAAGGAGGCAACGAGUGCCCGGGACGAGGAUAUCCGCAAAUCUCUCAAGGAGCUUGUGUCAACGAUGAACCAGACCGCCAACCUUGUCAACACCCCUGGGGAAUUCUCGCGUUCAACCAGUAGCAUUGGAAUGAAAGACCCGCACAUGACUCCGACUAAACAGUUCAGCAUGGCGCGUAUGACUUCGCCUAGUCCGUUCAUGAUGGAUGAAAGAAUUGGGAGCCCGAAUCCUUACUCCGUGGAGGGUGCCGCCAGUGUAGCCAUGCUUGAGAAGAUCAUUCGUGAAAUGGUUACUAAAGAUGGGCAGGAACGGCUUAUCGCCAACCUCCAGACUCUGGUCGACAAAGCCACGGGCGAGACUGCGAAGAAGGUUGCUGAGCUAGCAGAGUUCGUCAAGCAGGGUUCCCAAAGUAGCGCUCUCGUGCCUGCUGCUAAUUCGGGCAUCCCCUCUGCCCAGUCAGCACCAGGCCCUAAGAUAAUAAGUGGCGAUGCGACUUCCCCCUUUCCGCUUCAGAAGGUAUCCGAGGGUAACAAGCCAUAUGCCAGUCCCAAGGCUGCCGAUUUCGUCAGUGAAGAGAUGCUGAAGUUUCUCCGGAAAAUCAAAGAUAGUGUCGCGGAGUCUGGCUGCGUAACCAUGGGAACCAAGGCUAUGAUUCAGGAUCUUCGAGGGGAGGUGCUCGGUAUGGGUCGUGAGCUAGCUCGAAAGCUGGAAGAGGUUGAACGCUCAACGAUUGGGGGCAAAUCCAUUGAAUCCGGUCAACCAAAUCCCGACAUUGCCGCGGUCAUUCAAGAGGGUCUACAGGAUCUCAAGCAGCACAUGGACGAGGUGAUGCGUGAACGGAGACGACAAUCGAUCUCCUCUACGCUUACCCGGAAUACCGUGGACAGUCACGAGGUAUACGACGUAGUGAAGCAUGCUUUGGCAGAGCGCGGAUUGGAUCAACAUGCAGCUCAGCCUCUCCCAGUCGACAAGGAGGCGAUCAUAGCCGCUGUGCGUGAAGCCAACGAAUCCUACAAGCCACAUAUUGAAGUCGAGCAAAUCGGGCUAGAGCGAGACGAAGUCCUCCAGUGCUUGAGAGAGGGAUUUCAGGAGUAUCGUGGUUCAGGUUCCGUUACCAAAGAAGAGAUUGAGCGCACAAUCCAGGACGCGUUUCAGCACGUCAAGUUUCCCGAGCCGAUCAAUGAAGUACACGAAAUUCGGGAGGAAGUGCUUAUGGCUGUCCGAGAGUGUCUGGAGGACAUCAAACCCAAUUUUGCACAACCACAGCAUCAACUUGAUGGCGCCAUCCGGGACGUCGUGCUACAUGCUAUCAAGGAGGGCCUGGCCGAUCGUAAUGGUCCGCAAGAGAUAGAGCUUUCACAGGAGGUGCUCUAUGAAGCGGUCAAGGCGGCCCUGGAUGCCUCUCCUUUACGGCUUCAAGGUCAGAGCGAUGACGUAGUCCAGCAUCUGCAUGCACUGGUGGACGAUAUGCACAACGAGUUCAAGGCAUAUUCCUCGGCCAACGGUCGGGAUACGGAGCAGGUCCUUGAUGCAUUAAAGGACGGCCUUGAUACCCUGCGCUCACAGAUUGAAGCUUAUAUCGACAAGGCCCACGACGACACACAAAAAGACGAGGUCAUCCAACAGUUACAUGGGGAACUCGAGCGCUUACGGGUCGAUAUCCAAGCCUACGUUGCCGAAGGCCCGCGGGGUGACCAGGCAUGGCCCCGGGGAGAAAUGGUCGCUUUUAUCAAAUCUGAGUUUGAGCAUUUGCACGAGUCCCUCUCCCAACAGUUACUUCCCACGACUCAGGAUAAGGAGGAAAUUCUUACAGCACUCAGCGCUGGUUUCGAAGGAAUGAAAUCCCAGGUUGUCACCCGUGACCUUGAUCUGGACACAAACGAUGAGAUCAAUGAGGCAAUGAAGGAAGAGUUUGACCAACUAAAACAAAUUAUCCUUGGCGACACAGCAAGUCGCAAGGACGAAGUGAUCCAAGCACUUCAGGCCGGAUUUGCUGAAAUGAGCGCGAAGUUUGGAGACGGCAUAUUAGUCAAUACUCCAAAUGACGACUUGCUGCUAUCACUCAAGGAAGAAUUCGAACACCUGCGAGAGACUCUGGGAGGGACACUUGUGAGAGCGAAUGGCAGUGCGGACAAGGACGACAUUAUCGACGGAGUGCGUGAGCUCAUGGACGGGAUAGUCCCCCAAAUUACCUCCACCCACGAAAACGCCUCCAAAGCCAACCUCUCAACAAUCCUCCAAGAAUUGGAAGGCCUCAGAGAAUCGCUGGGCUCUACAUUGGUACGUGCUGAAGGAUCGGACGACAAGAAUGAUAUUUUGGAGACAAUCCGAUCGGGUUUAGAGGAUAUUAAAGCGAACGCAAAGUCCAUGGACAUCAACGAAGAGCUUCUGGAAGCAUUCCGUGGUGAACUGGACCAAUUGCGCCAAUCCACCGGGCUUACACGCCAACAUGCUCGAGCUGACACCGAAGAAGUACUGGAAGCUGUCCGACUUGGUCUUGACGACCUUCGAUCUCAUCUGGAGAAGAAGCUCGACAAUCCUGAGAGGCAAAUGUCGGCCACGAACGAAAUUCUGGAUGCCCUGAACGACGGCCUGGAAGGUCUCCGAAAUGAUGUCACGAAGACAAUCAAUAAGCCCGUUGAUAUGACGGUCUCUUAUGAGAUCUUGGAUGCCCUGAAAGACGGAAUUGCGACCCUCCGCGAGGAUAUUGCUACUCUGAAGAGCAAAACCGAGCCAACGCCUGAAGAAGAGAACACACCAACAGGAAAUGAGGUUGUUCUGGCGGAGGCCCCAGAGACGAUCGCCAACCGAGACAUCGUUGCGAAUCCCGUGCGUCGCAACGACUUCGAGAAGAUGGAAGUCAUGCUUUCGCAAAUUCAAGUCAAAGUCGAAGCGAUGGACGCGAACAUACAGAAUCCGGCUCACGCCCAAGAAACGGCCGCCCCGCAAUCCACGCCACUGGCAGACGAACUGACCAGCAUAGAGCAAAUGCUGAAAGAUCUGCAGGCAUCGGUCGUCCAGCUGCAGGAGCGCGAAUUUGCAAUCACUCUCGAAGGAAUGGCCACCAAGGAAGACACUGAUGCUAUCGAAACGCUUCUGGACAACCUGAAGGCGAAGAUUGAAGAGUUGAACCUUCCUGAUCCUGAAAAGAUGGUUUCAAAAGACAACUUGGAUGAUAUCGAGUUGAUCGUUCGCACAACCUCAGAAUCUCUUGAGGCAUUGUCUCAGAAAAUCUCAGAAGAAGGUGCGACCAAGGGUGACGUCGCCGUUGUCCAGGUGAUCGUUGAUGAUAUCAAGCAAGCUCUGGAUGAGAUGAAGACUGCAAAACCGGAUGAGGAAGAGAAGAUCACCAAGACUGACGUGGAUGAUUUGGCUGCGCUUGUCUGCGACAUCAAAGCGAAGGUCGAUGACAUGAAAAUUCCUGAUAGCGACGAGCUUCCUUCCAAGGCUGAUGUUGAACAACUCAUUGGUCUCUUACACGACUUCCGGGAGAGCCAUGACAAGUUGAAGGAGACAUACGAAGAGGACAUCAUGAAGACGGCCAAGAACUUUGACGACCGCAAAGCCGAAGCCCAAGGCCUCUCUGAUACGAUCACUGAGGUCAAGGUGAUUUUGGACGAAGUCAAGGACGAAAUUAAGGCAGGCUUGAGCGAGGGGGGGAGUAUAGAGAGCCUUCGGGAGUCGUUCAAGAAUCUGGAAGACGCUGUCGCCCUAAACUCCGGCCUUAGUGCUGAUGUCAAGGACCUCAUGGAGACAGUCUCUCGCGAAUUCGAGCGUGCGCAAGGUUCCAUCGAAGGUUUGAUGAAUGGCCAAGAGGAGAAAUCCACUCUGGCGCUUGAGAAACAGGACGAAGCAAAGGAGGCUAUCAUUGCGGAAGUUGCCACAAAACUUGAUGAACGGUUUGAUACUCUUAUGACCAAGUAUGAUGAUGCACAGCUUCUUGCCGAAGAACAGACCAAAGUCAUGAAAGAAAAGGCGGAGGAACAGGAGAAGAUCCUCGAAAGCACGAGGGCAAUGGCUGAUGAACUUCGACUUACAAUCGAUACUCUUGGUGCUUCAAUCACCGGCAUGAAUGAUAGAUAUGAAGAAGCAACUCAGAAGUGGGCGACUGACUAUUCAGCAGCCGUGUUUGGGAAGAUCGACGAUGCUGUUGCUAAGCUGGAGGAGCAGAAGAUGGAGGAAAAGACGGAGCACUCGCAUACAAGGGACGAGAUUGCGAACAUCGAGCGCAUAUUUAACGGUCUCCAGGACAACAUCACCGAGUAUCAUCCUAAGUUCAUGGUCAUCCUUCGCGAGAUCGAAGCCCUUGUCAAGCAACACUAUGACCACGCGCAGAAGGCCAAGGAAGCUGCGGAGGAGCAGGCCCGGCUUAUGAACGAAGAGGCUCGUGCCAGGGCUGAAGAAGUAGCCAGACAUCUCAACAGUCUACCCGCAUUGCUUCCCCCACCGCCUGCACCCGUCGAAGCCGUGGAGAAGUACGACGAUGCCCAAGUGCAGGAGAAGUUGGACAGACUCAUCGGUCACAUUAGUGAUGCAGAGAAGUCUGGAGCACACCUGGAGCGUCUUGAUGAGAUCCACAAGCAGGUCAAGGCUACAGCAACCGAGAUAAGCGAGUUUGUGGCCCGACAGACUCAACUGGUUACGGACGGUAACGAAGCCAAAGAGCGAGAAGCGGAGGGGGUUGCACUUCUUCUGGAGCGGCGAAUGGCACAAAAGGAGCAACUCGAGGCAGAUAUUGCCGAGUUGAAGGCUGAGAAAGAGCGUGUUGUGAGAGAGCUCAAGGAGGAGAAGGAACGUGUGUUGGCGGAGAUCAAGGAAGAAAAGGAACGCACGGUACUGGAGUUGAAGGAGGAGAAGGGUGCUUUGCUUUCCGCCGUGGCCGCGUUGCAAGCGGAGCGUGAGAACCUCGCCAACCAGAAAGUGCGUCUCACUGGUGAAGUCUCCUCGCUCCACACUGCCUUGGAGAUCCGAAGAGAGGAAUUGCACUUGAUGGACGCCAAGGCUGAUGCAUUGGAACGACGCAUUCUCAACGGCAUCAUGGAUCACUCUCGUGCUCUGAUGAUGGCCAAGGGAACAUCAAAGAGUCCCAUCAAACCCAAGAAGCGCAUGAGCGUUGAUGCCAUCGGCGACAGUGCCAAAACGAUGGCUCCUCCCAGUACAGCAGCGAACGGACUCUCCUUAGCGUUGAAGCCUCGUCCAGCAGUCCGUCGCAACGGUCCCGUGCAGAAUCCGACUCGCCGCAUUCUUUCUCUCAGCCAGAUCAACCCAAACACUGCUGCCGGUGCUCAAGAAUUUCCCAGAAUGGGCAACUCAAUGGGAAACAAUGCCAAUUUGAAACGCAGCCAUUCCGUUAAGACGAAUUAUUUGCGCAAGUCGUCGUGGAAUGGCAAGCCAAUGACCGCAGUGGUAGACAAGGAGAAUGAGGUCCUAAGCGAGGAGGACGAGACCGAAGAAAAGAUGAACCCAGUUGAACCAGAGUUGAAAGAGAACCUCCCUGUAACUGACGAGAACAACCAAGAAGACAGCCACAGCGACGCCGGCACUGAACGCCGCCAUAACGUUGCAGCAAGCUCCUACGCCGAGAGUUAUGCUGACGGUGAGAACCCUAGCCUUGACGGUCGUUCUAGUUACGGGGGAGCUGGAAGUGAGUAUACGUACGCUUCCGGGUCGUCGUACAUGACUGGCAGUGACAUGGAUCGGCGCACAUCGUACGGCUCAACAGCUGCGCGGUCCACCCUUCUGGACGACAAUCAUACGAUCAACGAGGCAAGUGAAGAUGAUGGCUCGGAAGAGGAAGACGAUGAACCCACGCAGACGCUCGCAGCCUCCGAAGCCCCACAGUCUGAAGCCAAAGGUUUCGAAGUCACGUCCUCGGAGGUCACGGCGUCAGAGGUGUCGACCAACUUGCUUCCCACGCAAUCUGAGAUCGAGGCCGCAGUCGAGGCGGUCAAGGAGGAAAUGAUGAGGGGUUAUGCGGCGCCGAGCGAUUCGGGCGUGGGGACGGAUUUGGCGACGGCGCAGUUGGGGCAUGAGAGUGAAGCGGAUUACUUCAGGAGGGCGGCGGAGGAGGAGAGCACGGUUGGGUGAGGGAGAUGGCUGCUUUGAUGAUUUCGUCGGAGACGUAGUGUCGCCGCUGCUUGGUUGGUGUGCUUGAGGUACCUCUUCCGGGGUACCUCCUACGGCGUGCCUCCCACCUGUGGUGACUUGCUUGCUGGCCGGGUUUCUUGAUCGUUGAGGAACAGGAUGGGGAUCGGUUUUCGGGAUCGAUUCUUUGGGAAGUGCGCAGUUGGCGCGGGGAUGUGAAAUUGGGUUUUCUAAGGAUUCUGGGUUUUCUUUUCCUGGCGGCUCUACUAGGUAUCAUGGCUAAUGAUGAUUUCUUUAUCUCUCCUGUCCGUCC
This is a messenger RNA of Westerdykella ornata, 7387 nucleotides long. RefSeq lists its product as uncharacterized. The record is from RefSeq and is a predicted model, not a curated record. Bases 184 to 7077 code for a protein of 2297 amino acids. NCBI's taxonomy places the organism in Eukaryota, Fungi, Ascomycota, Dothideomycetes, Pleosporales, Sporormiaceae. The transcript has 2 exons.